AGAACCUGGUGGUCAGUCUAAGAUCUAGGUCGGUCCUCGGAGGACACACUGAUCGGUAGCCGCGCGCGAUCGUGCUCUUCUAGUUCUUUCUGGGUGAUAGACUCAUUUUUACUCCAGUAUCCCUUGGUUAUUUUUCUGUUUGUUAUUGCGAACCUGGUUGGCGAAUACCGGCUCCAAACUGGCUUCCAAGAAUCUACGGCGAGCGAGCAGCAUCGCGGUUUACGACGAGGAUGAAGAACAGAGGCUUAUCAUCAUGCGCAAGGCAUUCCAGAUGUUCGAUACAACCAAGUGCGGUUUUAUCGACACAGUCAAAAUCUCCACCAUUCUCAACACAUUAGGCCAACAGUUCGACGAGGGAGAGCUGCAGGCUCUAAUCGACGAGGAAGACCCAGAGGAAACCGGACGGGUGAACUUCGACCAAUUUGCAACCAUUGCUUCAAACUUCCUGAUAGAGGAUGAGGAUGCCGAAGCCAUGCAGCAGGAGCUCAAAGAAGCUUUCCGAUUGUACGAUCGAGAGGGUAACGGUUAUAUCACCACAAGCACGCUGAAAGAAAUCCUGGCUGCUCUAGAUGAUAAGCUAACGAAUGACGACUUGGAUGGCAUGAUCAACGAAAUUGAUGCUGACGGUUCAGGAACUGUUGAUUUUGAUGAGUUCAUGGAAAUGAUGACCGGCGAGUAAGCGCAGUGCUUCCAGAGUUGUUCGACAAUUAACACACGAAACACAUCUUCGCUACUAGCAGCGAGAAAAAAAACGACAUUGUAGCAGCUGUAGGAAACUUCAGAAUAGAAAAAAAAUCAACCGUGUUCUCUGUUUGACUGAUAUUACAACAUCAGAUGCACUCCAGCUGGCGUCACUCACGUAUCACGGACUAGGAAUUCAAUCAGUUCUUUCAAUCAUCAUCCGGCAGGAGAAUUCCAAAACCCCACAACGUAUAGCACGCUACUAGUGAAUGAAACCUCUUCAUUCUAUGAAAUCACGUACUACUGGUCGCUUUUCAUUUUCCUUUAUAACAAAAAAUCUUCACGUCAGAGCAUUCUAAUAACAACUCUUUACUAGUAGUGGAAAAUAUUUUCCACUUUCUUCAGCUCAUUUUUUUUUUCAAUGCAAUUUGACCUACUUCGAAUUCAAAUUGGCUUACAAUUGAAUUAAGCCUUUUUUUGCUCGUCUUGAUUUUCGCUCAACAGCUGUCGUUAGUUUAUGGUGUAGAGCCCUUAUCCCGCAUUAACACUUGCGCUUCUGGAGAUAUUUUACCCUAGUUUAGUAGUUGCAUCGACAAUGGCAAUAAUAGACGUACAUAGUGAAUCACACACAAUCACUGUUCAAUGUAGAUAUUAAUGAGAAACUGUAUGACGUAAUUAAACUGCAGGAAAUAAAGUUCCCUUAUUUAUUAA
Messenger RNA from Armigeres subalbatus, 1392 nucleotides. It is a transcript of the gene TpnC25D, whose product is annotated as troponin C. Gene Ontology annotation, molecular function: calcium ion binding. The record is from RefSeq and is a predicted model, not a curated record. Gene Ontology annotation, cellular component: myosin II complex. The coding region runs from base 254 to 679 and encodes 141 amino acids. The transcript is spliced from 4 exons. NCBI's taxonomy places the organism in Eukaryota, Metazoa, Arthropoda, Insecta, Diptera, Culicidae.